This is a messenger RNA of Rotaria sp. Silwood2, 261 nucleotides long. Lineage: Eukaryota; Metazoa; Rotifera; Eurotatoria; Philodinida; Philodinidae. The record is from the annotation of a GenBank genome assembly.
AUGCAUGAAUAUGAUAGAGCUUUAACUAAUUUACGAAAAGCACUUGAUAUGCGUUUAAAAUUAUUAUCUGAUACUCAUAUUGAUGUUGCAAGAAGUUAUGCAAAUAUUGGAACUGUUUAUGCUAAAAUACAAGAAUAUCGAAUGGCUUUAGAAUAUUUUAAUAAAGCAUCCCUUUUAUUUGAAAAACAACAACAAAUGCCACAAGAAGAUAUUGAACAACUUAAUAGAAAUAUUAAAAUUGUGAAUGAUAAACUUAGGUAA